Molecule: messenger RNA, 1952 nt
Organism: Populus euphratica (Euphrates poplar)
Lineage: Eukaryota; Viridiplantae; Streptophyta; Magnoliopsida; Malpighiales; Salicaceae
Product: probable E3 ubiquitin-protein ligase RNF217
Exons: 4
Coding region: 851-1633 (260 amino acids)
Biological process (GO): protein ubiquitination
Molecular function (GO): zinc ion binding; ubiquitin-protein transferase activity
Source: RefSeq, a predicted model, not a curated record
UUCUUUUUGAAAAUGUAAAGAGAGCCAUGUUUCUUGGGAUUUUGUUGGUUAAAGAGAAAGCAGAGCCAAAUAAGUUUAAUUUCGAUAUAAUUUUUUAAUACUUGGCUCGUUUUUUGCUUUGUUAUGGAAUUUCAGUUUUUUUUCCCCUGCAAGUGAAAGUGAAUUUCAACGUCUAUUACUGUGCAUUUUUUUGUUAAUAUUAUGUUUUGUGAAUUGGGUCCUUUUUCUUUCUUUUUAAAUUAUGGUGAUUUUCUUAUGUAUCUGCUGAAUUGGGAAGCUUGGAAAAUGAAACGUUCUAGUGACCUAUGAGUCUAAAAGACUAAAAUGGUUUUGUUCAAUUUAACUCUUUGGUUUGUUUCACUCCGUGCUCUGUUUUUAGAUGGAAAGUGAAAGGAAUUGCUUGCUGGAAUCCUAGAAAAGAGAAUUACUAUUUUAAGCGGUGCUUAUUAUUGCUAACAAGUGGAAGAAGAUUGCCUUGGCUUUGUUUGUUCUGUUUAAUUGCUUGAAUUUCUAAAAAUUUUCUGCCUGUUGAUAUAGCUUGAAUUUCAUUAUACUGUUCUGCAGACACACUGUAAAUUUGGAAGACAAUAAAACCCAUUUUUGUAAGCAUACGGAAUGUAUAUCGAUUGAGAAAUUCCUUCCAUCGACUACCAACUAUUGUUAGAUGAAGGACCGGGAGACUAACUGGGACUUCAAGACAAUCUGACUUCUGGAUUUACUAAAAUAUUGAGCAUUGAAGCUGAGAGUGUUUUUUAUUGCCUUGGAGUAGAACUUCUGAUUGAAAGUUGAAGUGUUGAAACCCAGGAUACUACUCUAAGGUUCACAAGCAAAGCAAGAAGCCAGAAAUAUAAUGGGAAACACAAUGCAAAAAUCCGAAGAAACAAAAGUAGAAGAACCAGGACUGCUGCGAGAAGAAGAAGAUUCAAACUUCACUUGUGAAAUUUGCACCGAACCUAUGCUAGCAAUCAGGAAAUUCAAGAAUGGUAGCUUGUGUAAACAUCCUUUCUGUUUGGACUGCAUAGCCAAAUAUAUUGAAGUAACAGUUGAGGAAUCCACUGGCUGCAUUGAAUGCCCUGGGCUGAACUGCAAGCAACCUUUGGACCCUCUCUCAUGCAGGCUUAUCAUCUCGAAGCCAAUAUUUGAGAAAUGGUGUGAUCAUCUAUGUGAUUCUACGGUUUUAGGGUCUGAAAGUUGCUAUUGCCCAUACCGAGAUUGCUCCGUGUUGGUUUUGAAUGAGUGUAUGGAUAACCUGAAGAAGAUAAAAUGUCCUAACUGCAAGAAAAACUUCUGUUUUCUUUGCAAAAUUCCGUGGCAUGCAGGAUACCGGUGCAAUGAGAGCAGACAUCUAAGAGAUACGAAUGACAUUCUGGUUGGUGAACUGAUUGAAGAGAAAAGGUGGACUAGAUGUUACAAUUGUGGUCACUCGGUUGAGCGAGUUAGUGGUUGCAGGGAUAUAAAAUGCAAAUGUGGGGUUCAGUUUUGCCACCAAUGUGGAGGGCCAUUCCAUUUCGGUCCUUGUAAGCACAAGUUCUGUGGAAAUGUUCUUUGCAAUAUGUUUAUUUUUAUGAUGUUACUGGCUUUCUGCUACUUCGUAUAUUUUGAAGUACAUUCAGUCCCAUCAAGAAAAGGGUAGACUCACAGUUGCGCUGGCCAUGUCUAGAUAAAUUUUCGAGCGUGAUGUUUAAGAAAGAUGUUGUAACUUUCAAAAAAGUUUGUGAAUGAUGUUCUUCUAGUACACAAAAAUAAUAUACUAGUUUGUUCGGUGGUUAGGUUAGAACUUAACAGGGGUUAGUUUUGUUCUAUCCUUGAACCUUUUCUACUUGGGAGAUGAACAUCCAUGAAAUUCUGGACAUGUUCAGUUAUUGUUACAGGGAAAGUUCUGAUUUGUUGAUCUGAUUCGUAAAAAUGUCACAUCAUUCUGAUUGAUUAUUUAUACAGCAAUAUCAUUCUGC